AAUAUUUAUUUUUUGUAAUUUUACCUUGAUAAUUUUUUGAUUGUUGUUUUAAUUUCACAAUUGAAAAUUUAUUAUACAACAUUUUAAAAUAUGGCCGAAUAUAAUUGGUACGAUUUCAAUAACACAAAAAGAAGCUUAAAAGAAUUGGCCAUACAGAAAAAUUCCGACGAAUAUGACAAAGACUCACCGAAACAGAGAGCGUGUGCUAUUGAAGUAUUACGUCAUAAAAUUCAAGAAUCUCAGGUUCUGCGUGGUGAAAUCAAAACCGAUGAUAAAAAUUUAAUACGAUUUUUGUAUGCUAGAAAAUUUAAUAUGCCAGAAACAUUAAAUUUAAUAGAAAAUUAUUACGAUUACAAGCAAAAACAUCCAGAAAUAUUUCAAGUAACAAAUGGUACAAAAUUAGCGAUUAAAGACGGUUUUCCAAGUAUUUUAAAAGAUCGUGAUCGGCGUGGCCGAUGUGUAUUGGUAUUAAAUUCAUCCAAUUGGGAUACCAAUAUUUACUCACUGAUUGAUAUUUUCCGAGCUUUGAUAAUAUCUUUGGAAAAAUUAACAUUAGAUAGCCAUAAUCAAAUUUGUGGAUUUGUUAUAAUCAUUGAUUGGAGCGAAUUUACGUUAAAACAAUCAGCAAAUUUAAAUCCACGCUUGUUAAAAAUUAUUGUUGAAGGUUUACAAGAUUGUUAUCCGGCGAAAUUUAAAGGUAUACAUUUUAUUGGUCAACCAUGGUAUGUAGCAACAGCCUUAACCGUUAUGAAACCAUUUUUAAAAGAAAAAGCUAGAAAUCGAAUACAUUUACAUGGGAAUAAUUUAGCUACAUUACAUGAACAUGUCACGAUAGAUAUUUUACCUACAGAAUUAGGAGGGGAAGGUCCACCAUUAGACACAGCACGUUGGGCAGAUCAAAUAUUCCAUUCGUUAUAAUUUGAACCAAUUAAUUAAGCAAAUUUUCUUUUUGAAAAUUAAUCAAAGUACUUAAACUAACUUUUAUAAAAAGUAUCUUUCACAUUGAAAAAUAAUUUUUCUGAGACACAAUGAGUUUUAAAUAUGGUGAUCACGUUUCAUAUUCAUUAUUUAGCGAAUAUAAAAUGUCUCCAAAAAGCGAUAGAAUGAGCAUUCAUCGAACCUGGGAAUAGAAGGUUUGUGCAGUGACUAUGUACUAAAGAAUAGGAAGUGUGCUCGCAGGAAAAUAUUUUUCAUUAUAGGCGAUCAUUAUUCACUUAUCUUGCUCUGGGUUAAAAAAUCGUCAUUCAUGUACUAAAGAAACAGAGCCAACAAUAGCGAGGUAAUAGGGAACCAAUCUUCUACAUUGGACAAUUACAAACGAACUCGACGAGCAUUUUGUUUCCGUAAAAAAUAAAAUUCAUAUCGCACCAUAAUUGAAACAGAAUGAAUCUGUUUGACUAUGAUUUAUCAAAUAGUAACUAGAGCAAACGCAUUGGUUUAACAUAAUGAGAUUCAUUUCCGCAUUAGCUAACCAAACUUGACCAAUCUUUCCUAUAAAAAAGAAUGUAGCGCUCUAAGUCUGUGCUGAAAAACUUGGUAUGUGGAUUAAAUUUGUCCUAAAUUUGUUAAUUUUAAAUGAAAUUCUUGGAUUAGAAAUUCAAGUAAAAUUUGUUCAUGUUUUUCCAUCUAAGAUUUAAGUAUUUUGAUAUAUUUUUACAUGAAAAUGACAAAAACAAAUAAUUGAAUUUAUAAUAUUUAUAAAACAAAAUACAUAUUUGUUAAUAUGAUGGUUCAACGGAUUUUUCCC
Molecule: messenger RNA, 1747 nt
Organism: Chrysoperla carnea
Lineage: Eukaryota; Metazoa; Arthropoda; Insecta; Neuroptera; Chrysopidae
Product: clavesin-2-like
Exons: 2
Coding region: 91-918 (275 amino acids)
Cellular component (GO): membrane
Molecular function (GO): phosphatidylinositol bisphosphate binding
Source: RefSeq, a predicted model, not a curated record